UAUCGUUUUUAAUUAAGGGGAAAACUGAUUAUACUUUAGUACCCUGACUUACUGUUUUCUCAUUAUUGUUUUAUUAUAGCAGUAUGACUUAACUGUCUGCCUUCAUGUAGUCGAAUAGUAGACUUAUAAUGCAUAAUACAUUCUUAUUUCAGAGCUAGGGCACAGCAGCAUGGCCAUUUCAAUAAGGAUGUGAUACUACUCCCCAAUCCAUCUUUGGAUGUAGUGUGCAAACAACGUCCAAAAGUACGGUUACACAAACAUGGACAUAUCCUCAGUGCCUUUGAGUUCCAGAAGGCCUGGGACCACCGGACUGUUAUUGAUCGUAUCAGACAAGGCUUUGGUGAGCAUAUUCCGGAGGACGUCAGCCUCCAGCUUGUAAUGUCUUGUGGCAAUAAGUUGGUGUCCCCUAAGAUCCAGGAGGGUCAGGAGCUGAAUGGGAUGCUAAUCCACAAGGUUUUUAAAACCAAAGCCCUGUAUGUAAGACCAUCAAGGACCCUUUUAACUGACUCAGAGGAGGAAAGUGAACUUUCUGCCACUGACAGAUCAACUGCUAAGGACAGUGAUGAGGAUUGUUGUGAAAUCCUGCAAAUCCCUGCAGGCAUGAGCAGCUGUGUCACCACCAGGGCAGCCUCAAGAGCAAUGAGAAAUAAUGAUCCCUGUACUGGCAAUAUUGAUGGUGAAGGCAAUCCUGGCACUGGCACUGGUAUUGACGAUGAUUAUAAUGAUGAUGCCACCAACCACCCAGCUACCAGUGCUGUUAAAAGGAGUAGAUUAGUAGUGGAAGGAGUGGAUGGCGGCCCUGGCACAAGCAGUCAAGAUGGAGGCUGGCUUCCAAGGAGUGAUGGCAACCAUGGGACUAGCGGCCAUGAUGACUACUCAUCAUAUUUAGCACUUGUGUCAACUCUUCCUGACGACUCCUCAGAUGACGAGGAAUUAAACAAGGCCAUUAUUGCCAGUAUGGAGUGUCCAAUUGCAGAAAAGGUCCCGAGUCAGGAGAUACUGCUGGAACUCUCAAGCAAAAUUAUUACAAAACGACAGUGCAGGUUCAAUAUAAAUCGCUCUGCUGUCUGGGAAGGAGCCAUGCGGGGUUUCCAAAGGGUAUCCUACGACCCAAACUUGAUGAUUUCUGUAAAGUUCUCAGAUGACAUGGGGAGAAAUGAGGAAGGGAUUGAUUUAGGAGGGCCAAGGAGGGAAUUCUUGAGGCUGCUGAUGGAGACCAUUGCCAGAUCCGCCAUGUUUGAGGGAAAAGAAAACAGCAAGAACUUGGCUCUUGACAGUACUGCUCUAAGAGAGGACCGGUACUACAACGCUGGCAGAGCCAUUGCAGUGAGUUUGGUGCAUGGUGGUCCACCACCAAACUUCCUGUCACCAACAGUGUUUUCGCUUCUUGUUGAUGGUUCAGCAAAUCCAGCUGUAGAAGACAUAGCUGACCCAGAACUCCUUGAGAAAGUCAAAAAGAUUCUGUGAAGGUCUGAAGACUCUUAGGGUUCUUGAAAAAAUCAGGAGACAUCCUGACAGCUUUAAGCCCCUGUUUUGCUAUGAGGCAAGUCUUCUCACUGCUGACCAGAUGGACAAUCUCUUCAGCAUUCCACUCUCUCCAGAAGGGAGCAACAAGAGAACUGCAGAAGAAAUGGUUGUAAUCUUCUGGAGAGACUAUCUCCAGGAUGCAGAAGAAGAAGAAGGGCCAUCCAAACUACAAAAAAUAUUGGCCUUCGCAACAGGAGCCUCUGUGGUGCCACCCAUCGGCUUUUCCCCAACACCUUCUGUGGAGUUCAUUCACAAGGGAGAGGACGACUAUGCCUCGACACCAUUGUUCCCUAUGGCCAACACAUGUGUCAACUGCAUCAGGUUGCCGCUACAUGUGUCAUAUGAACUCUUUAAAGACAAGUUUGACUUUGCUUUAGGGAACACUCAUGGGUUUGGCAGGUCAUGAAUAUACAGUGGUGGAAAUAAGUUUUCAACGUGUCAACAUUUCUUUCGUUAAAUAUUUUAAUAUUUUUCUGAUGCAGCUAUUUGUUUGAGAUUUAUACCACAUAUUGGAAUUGACUCAAUAAAAGUCAAUAAGUAAAGCUACACAGGUAAAGACAUUUACAUGUGUGUUUAAUACUUUUUCCUGUGUUAUUUCACUUUGUUAAACACUUUUUAUGGAAUGGAAUGUUACGUUUCCUUUACCUGUGUAGUUUUAUUAAGUCAAUACCAAUAUAUGG
Eleginops maclovinus (Patagonian blennie) is the source of this 2207-nucleotide messenger RNA. RefSeq lists its product as uncharacterized. Gene Ontology annotation, molecular function: ubiquitin-protein transferase activity. The record is from RefSeq and is a predicted model, not a curated record. Bases 379 to 1467 code for a protein of 362 amino acids. The transcript is spliced from 7 exons. Lineage: Eukaryota; Metazoa; Chordata; Actinopteri; Perciformes; Eleginopidae.